AUGCAAGAGCCCACGGGCCCCGAAAACCUCCUCCCUCAUGCGCGCGCGCAACCUUUUCCGUCGCCGGCGCCACCGCUUCCGAAAAUUUCCCUCUUCUCUUUCUCUUUCUUUCCGUGCCACUCCCCAAUCCGUUCUCCAAUCCCACUCCCCUGUAUGCCGGCGUCCGGGACGCGCUCCCGGGGCCGGCCGCCGCAGCCGGUGGAGGAGGGGGCGCGCGACGCAGAAGCGCCGGUGGAGGAGGCGGGCGAGCUCGGCGCCGACGGCGAUGCGGCGGUUAGUGCGUUACCGGCUCACCCGGUGAGCUCUUCCAGCUCGGGUGAGGACGAUGGGGAGGAGGCGGGGGAUGGGGAUGAUGAGGACGCGGAGGGGCCGCUCCUCCCCAGCUGCCCCGUGUGUAUGAACGCGUGGACCGCCGAUGGCGAGCAUCGCGUAAGUUGCAUUCCUUGUGGACAUGUCUACGGCAGAUCUUGCUUAGAAAAAUGGUUAGCACAGUGUGGGAAGAAAAGUGCCACGUGUCCUCAGUGCGGCAAGAUGUUUAGACAAAAGAACAUUAUCAACCUCUAUGCACCAGAGAUUGUUGUUCCAAAUAAUGAUCUUGAAAAGCAAGUAUUAUCAUUGAGAGAUAAAAAUGAAUUUCUUGAGAAUCAACAACAAAAAUUAAUUGAGGAGGUAAAAGAAUAUAAGAGGCAGAUUUUGUAUCAGCAACGUCUAAUAAAUGAGUCAAGCUCAAAGCGACAGAAAAUGGCAGAACAAUCAUCGAAUGGAGCAAUGAUUGCAGAGUCACUUCCCUCACUUAGAGCACAUGGUGGCAGUAGCGAUCUUUGCAAGUUUGUUCUCCAGAAUGAGUUUGUCCUGGAUGGAGCUCGAGUCAUGGGCAUAGAUGCAUCCAGCCAGAUUAUAGUAGCUUCUGGAAGGGCUCCUGGAGUUAGUGCUGAACAUGUCCUUACCAAGAUCUGCAUGUUCUCUAGACAGGAAACAAAAGUCCGCCUUCCGCCUAACACUAAAGCUGUCAGGGAUAUUUGUAUAACUCCUGGGGGCCUUGCUAUUUUUGCAUCUCUUGGCAGGAAAUUGUCACUUCUCAGCAUGACAACCAACAAUGUUGUCCUUCAGUAUGAUCUACCGGCUCCAGGCUGGUCCUGUUCAGGGGAUCAAACUGGCCCCAAUCACGUAUAUGCUGGAUUACAGAAUGGCAUGCUUUUGGUCUUUGAUACCCGCCAAACUAAAGGACCACUGCACUCCUUGAGUGGCCUAUCUACAAACCCAGUUCAUACAAUCCACUCUGUCGUAGAUGAUAGCGGUUCCACGAAGAUCAUCUCUGCUUCUUCCAUAGGACCCUGCAUUUGGGAUGUAGAUGGCAGUGAAAAUAGGCCAAAUUUGCUUACCGGGAUGGAAAACCAAGGGGUCUGCAUAUCCCUUGCAUGUGCCGCUCCAUCAAGUGAUCUGAUUGUGGCUUCCUUCCGUCCGAGGGUCGAGUUUUCGGGCGAUGGCAGUGCAUCUCAAAUGGGUAUAUCACAAUCACCGACUCUCUCCAGUUCUGGGAAGCUCGGGUGCCACGCUCUCCUGAGGAGGAAGAGCAGCACAUCCUUCGUGAAAGAGCAGAUCUGCAACGGCAACGUGAGUGAGCUGCGGAUGUCGAAGUCCGCAAUCUUACCCUGCAGCGGAACCGACCAACGCCUCUUUGCCUACGGCGACGAGUCGCUGCGCGGAGUUCGCACGUGGCGGCUGCCUUCGUUUCAGCCGCUCGCUGAUCUCAGGCCGCACCGCCAACCUAUCCUUGACCUGAGGUUUGCGGAGAGCUCCACCGGGGAGAAGUACCUCGGGUGCUUGAGCGAGGAGAAGCUGCAGGUCUUCAGAAUUAGGUCGUAG
This is a messenger RNA of Triticum turgidum subsp. durum (durum wheat), 1866 nucleotides long. The record is from the annotation of a GenBank genome assembly. NCBI's taxonomy places the organism in Eukaryota, Viridiplantae, Streptophyta, Magnoliopsida, Poales, Poaceae.